AUGAAUCAGUAUCAAAAUGAAGUAUAUGAAUCGUCAUCGCCUGCACCUUCACUGACAGAUGAUCAAUGUUCUUUAAUUGAUGAAGGCUAUUGGCAUGAUAACGAUUUGAUAUUGGCCGCUGAAUUGGGUAAAGCUCUUCUUGACAGAAAUCGAAAAUUAGAAUUAGCUUUAGAAAAAUCAAAAAGUAUUGAACAAGAAAAAGAUGCUGAAAUUGAAUUUCUUAUAAAAGAAAUUACUAAUCUUCGUGAGUUAAGUCAACGUAAAAUGGAAUUUGUUGAUGAGGCUGAUAGAUAUAAUCAAGAAUUGGAUAACAGUAAUCGUCAAUUGAUGCGUAAAAUUUCUGAAGAUCAGAGAAAGAUUCAACGAUUAUCAAAUACAAUAGCUAUGUUAGAAGAACAAAUUGCUGGAUUAGUGGAACGAUUAAAAAAAUAUGAUAAUCAAUCAGUGAUGAAAGGAACAGAAAUAUUUCAUUCAGAAUUUUCUUCUUCCACUUCAUCUCCAACUUCUACACCUUUACCGACUUAUCGACGACAUUUAUUAGAAAAAAGCUCACCGAUCUCUUCAUCGUCAACAAUUAUGUCUUCAACCAAGAAAAUUGAUACUACUAAUAGGCCUGUUACUACUUGUAAUACUGACAAUAAUAAUAAUAACGUUGACGCAUUAUCUUUAAGAAAUAUGCAUAAAUCCACCAUUUUAAGUAAAAAUUAUGGUGAAUAUUUUAAAGAAAAGAUCAAAUCGAAACCAGUGUACAAUCAUAAUAAUAACAGAAGAUACACUAAUAAAUAUAGUAGUGUUUCAUUAUCAGGUUAUCGUGAAAAGGGUGGUUUAUUCUUUAUUGAUGAUGAGUUAUUCGAUCAACCAGAUAUUGGUGUUGCUUCUGGUAAAAGUAAUUGUAGUAUUCUUGGUGCUGGUAAUCAACAGAAAUUAUUACGAACAAAUUCUAAAUCCUCCUCUAUUUUACAAUUGACAUCUGAAAAAUCUUCGUAUACACAAUUGUCAUCAUUUAAUUUAUAUCAUAAAAUGCCUUGGAUGCUGAUGAUCAAUUCAAAGAAGAGAGAUGGACAAAAAUGUACACUAUUAACUGAUCAUGAUGAUGAUAAUGUUAAUGAUACAUUAAAUACAGCUUCAAUGUUGCAUCGCACAUUUAGUUGGCCUCGUCUAAAUGAAAUGUCGUUUAUUUGUGAUGACCAUACUGACUCAUCUUGUAAUUUGGCAAAUUAUGAUAAUUCUUCACAAUAUACCUUAAAUCCCGAUAUUAAUGAUAAUUUAAUAAAUGGGAAAGAUAAUCAUGAUACAUCAAUUUUUUCAAUGAGUAACAAUUAUCAUUGUGAAGAAUUUUCCAAUGGAAUUCAUGUUAACCCAUUAUCGGAAUCGGUGACAUUAUCAAAUUCCAUACUCAUUACAGAAUCUGAAGUUAAUGGACCUAACAGUCGUUCAUCUACACCAUCUCAAGUACAACACAGUGAUGAACAGAUACCGACUAGUAAUCAUAAUAAUAAUAAAUCAAAUGAAAAUGAAAAUUCUCUUGUCAGUGGAUUCACUAAAAAUACUUCAUUAGAAACAAAAACAGAUGUAACCAAUGUCAAACUGAAACCAAGAAUUUCUGAUCAAAUUAAUGAUUUAUUAGAUGAUAUCAAUUUUGUUAGUUGUUUAGAUCGGAUUUAUAAUCCACAUAUACGUUCACAAUAUCAAGAUUUAAUCAAUUUAGAUUAUAAACCAGCUUAUAGGCAAUUAUUUUAUGAAACAUUCAAUAUGUUAAAAAAUGUACGUAAAAUGGGAAAUCAUAUAAAAUAAUGAACUAAACAUUUCAUAUUCUUAUACACUUUUAACAAUAUUACUAAUUAUAGUAAUAUUGUAGUAUUUCUUUUUCAUUAGUU
Messenger RNA from Schistosoma rodhaini, 1877 nucleotides. NCBI's taxonomy places the organism in Eukaryota, Metazoa, Platyhelminthes, Trematoda, Strigeidida, Schistosomatidae. The record is from the annotation of a GenBank genome assembly.